Malus domestica (apple) is the source of this 2158-nucleotide messenger RNA. Lineage: Eukaryota; Viridiplantae; Streptophyta; Magnoliopsida; Rosales; Rosaceae. The record is from RefSeq and is a predicted model, not a curated record.
UCCCACUCUCUCUCUCUCUCUUCUCCUCUUCUUUUCCGACCUUCUCUCUCUCUCUCUCUCUCUCUUUCUCUCUCUAUCUGAGAUUCUGAGUACAGAAACAAAACAAAACAAAAGUGAUUAAUUAAGAUUAAUCCAAGAAGAAAAUCCAGCAAUUAAGUACGUAACUUAUGAAUGAAAAGACACAGUACAAGUACCACUCGAAAAGCAGUUUCCUCCUCCUGGGUUGCUUCUCUCCUCCCCCAGAGGCUUCCAUAGCCGCGGCGGGGCCCAAGUUAUGAAGGGACCCAAGGGUUUUGGCCGUAAGAAGAGACCCCCGCGCGACGUCGUUUCCUGGAACACCUUGUUCUGGUGCACCCUCUUUGUCAUCAACUGCGCCCUCUUCUCCGGCUUCACCUUCUCCACUUUCCGCUUCCUCUUCGGCAAAACGUUUCAUCCGGUACUGCUGCUAACAUGGCCAGCUCCACCGAACAAAACCGUUUCCGUUCGAGAAGUCGUUAUGUUUCCCGAUCAGGCGCUCGUUUUCCUAAACUACCCUCCCGCCGCCGGCUUAUUUACCAAAGACGACCUCCACUGCGUCUACUUCUCAGCCAACGAGUCCUCCUCGUCGUCCUCCUCCCAGCCCCGGUUCACUCAGCCCCCGGUUGACAUCGACGGCGACGAUCGCCACAAUCAGGUCGUGCGGUGCCCGCUCCAGCCACGUGGUUUAACAGUUUCUGUUGCGUUGAGACCAGACGACGAGGUCCCGGCGGUUCCCUCGUACAGCUGGGACUGGCUCGCCUACGACGCCCUCGUCGACCGCGACGACACCACGAUCGUGUUCGUGAAGGGCCUCAAUCUACGGCGGGAAAGAGUUUCCAACGCCACCAAAUUCGAGUGCGUCUACGGCUGGGAUUUCAGAACCACCAGAUAUUUACUGAGAGCCGACGUCGUUUCGAUCGCUCAGGAGAUCGUGCGGUGCAGAACCCCCAUAAGCGUGUUGAAUUUUCCACGUGGCGUCAAUAAUUCAGUCAAGGUCUCCGUUCGAGUGAAAGGUGGUGGAGGAAUACUACCCUCCAUUGCCCGCCCCGGGCUCCGACCCGUACUUGCCAACCCGCCCCGGCGGAAGCUGCACGAGAUGUGUUUGUGCUCCAUGGUUCGAAAUCAGGGUCGGUUUUUGAAGGAAUGGGUCAUGUACCACGCCCGAAUGGGGGUUCAACGGUGGUUUUUAUACGACAACAACAGCGACGACGACUCUGAUAUCGUAAUUGAGUGGCUACGACAAGCAAAUUACAAUGUCACGAGACACGUAUGGCCUUGGAUCAAGACCCAGGAAGCCGGGUUCGCCCAUUGCGCCCUACGAGCCCGAGAGACAUGCCAGUGGGUCGGAUUCAUAGACGUGGACGAGUUCUUCCACAUGCCUUCGGGGCUCUUGAUCCACGAUGUGCUCCGCAAUCAGUCCAAUUACGGUUACAUUGGAGAGAUCCGAGCCUUGUGUUACAGUUUUGGGCCUUCCGGCCUCAAACAACUCCCGACACAAGGUGUAACGGUGGGUUACACAUGUCGGAUGGGCGGCCCUGAGAGGCACAAGAGUAUAGUGAGGCCGGAGGCCCUAAACUCGACGAUGAUCAACGUGGUGCAUCAUUUUCAUCUUAGAGACGGGUUUGAGGCCGUGAAUGUUGAUAUGGGGGUGAUGGUUAUCAAUCACUACAAGUACCAAGUGUGGGAAGUGUUCAAGGAGAAGUUUUAUAGGAGGGUGGCGACUUACGUGGCUGAUUGGCAGGAGGAACAGAAUGUGGGGUCCAAGGACAGGGCCCCGGGAUUGGGGACGAGAGCCGUGGAGCCACCGGAUUGGUCACAUAGAUUCUGCGAGGUUAAGGACACAGGGCUUAGAGAUCGAGUGCUGCAGGAUUUUGUCGAUCCGCGCACCCGUCUUUUGCCGUGGCAAGAGGAGGAUGAUGAAGUUCGAGUGGAGGUACAAUUUCAACAACACCGACAACACGAACAACAGGAACAACGAAAGUUAAGGAGUAUGAUGAGAAGGAGAAGAGCGAGGAGAAAGCAGAUAGUUUGUUUUGAGUUUUUGUAGAGAAAUGGUAAUUAAGUAGGUGGAUUAAUUAGUUUGUGCAUUACUGCGUAGAGAGGAUUAAUCACACGAGUUAGAGAUGAGGAUAUUGUGCAA